Molecule: messenger RNA, 3347 nt
Organism: Chelmon rostratus (copperband butterflyfish)
Lineage: Eukaryota; Metazoa; Chordata; Actinopteri; Chaetodontiformes; Chaetodontidae
Gene: aipl1
Product: aryl hydrocarbon receptor interacting protein-like 1
Exons: 6
Coding region: 71-1063 (330 amino acids)
Molecular function (GO): protein binding; peptidyl-prolyl cis-trans isomerase activity
Source: RefSeq, a predicted model, not a curated record
ACACAGAUUUACUCAUAAGAUACAUACAUGCAUGGUACUAUAAGGUGAGCCACACCAAUAAAGAACAAAGAUGACGGACAUGCAGGAUACGCUGUUGCUGGGUUCGGAGGGAAUCAAGAAAACCAUCCUGCAUGGAGGGACCGGAGACAUCCCAAAACUCACCACUGGGGCAAAGGUGACGUUCCACUUCCGCACCCAGUUGUGUGAUGACGACCGUACGGUGAUCGAUGACAGCAAAGUGGUGGGGACGCCCAUGGAAAUAGUGAUCGGCAACAUGUUUAAACUGGACAUCUGGGAGACCCUGCUGUCCUCCAUGAGGAUCGGUGAGGUGGCUGAGUUCUGGUGUGACAUCAUUCACACUGGUGUUUAUCCACUCGUGUCUAAGAGUAUGAGGCGCAUAGCGGAGGGCAAAGACCCAGUCGACUGGCACAUCCACACGUGUGGAAUGGCCAACAUGUUCGCCUACCACAGCCUUGGCUACGAUGACCUGGACGAGCUGAUGAAGGAGCCAAAACCCCUCUACUUUGUCCUGGAGCUGAUCAGGGUGCAGCAGCCCAGCGAGUACAAUAGGGAGACGUGGGCCAUGAGUGAUGAGGAGAGGCUGAAGGUCGUGCCCGUGCUGCACGGCCAGGGGAACAAGCUCUACAAACAAGGACAGUACCAGCUGGCCACACAAAAGUACAAAGAGGCCAUCAUCUGCAUCAAGAAUGUUCAGACGAAGGAGAAAGCGUGGGACGUGCCGUGGCUGAAGCUGGAGAAGAUGGCCAACACCCUGACGCUCAACUACUGCCAGUGUCUGAUGCACAUGGAGGAGUACUACGAGGUCAUUGAACACACCAGCGACAUUAUCAACCAGCACCCAGGUGUUAAAAAGGCUUUCUUCCUGCGAGCCAAGGCCCACGUGGAAGUGUGGAACGAGGCGGAGGCCCGGCAGGACUUCAGCAGGGUGCUGGAUCUGGACCCUGGCAUGAAGAAGGCCGUGAAGAAGGAACUGGCUGUGCUCAACAUGCGCAUGGAAGAGAAGAACCAGGAGGACAAGAGCAAGUACAAGGGCAUGUUCUGACCGGGAGAGGCUGCAGCGGGUUAUUGAUUUAAGAAGGAAUAACAAUUACUGAGGUUGUAUUAAGGUAUACUACGCUAAUUCACAUCAUUGUCAAGAGUUAAAUGAGACUCAUUCCUGUACACUGAAUAGUAGCUGGAGCUAGCAGCCGUUUAGCUUAGCAUCAGCUAAACAGCUGGGAAAAAGGAGAAACAGCUGGCUGGCUCUGUCCAACAAAAUCCACCGUCCAGCACCAUUUUAACUUAAUUAGCGAGCUUGAGAGGAGCUGGUCGGUGGGUUGUGUUACUUUUGGACAGAGACUUCAUCGCUGUUUCCCCUUCUUUCCUGGCCAGCUGUUGGCUGCAGUUUGAUAUUUACCACACAGUCAUGAGUGCGCUAUCAAUCCUCCAGUCUAACUCAGAAAGAAAGUGUCUCAAAAUGCUAAACUAUUCAUUUACUACUCUUCCUAUUUGUGAUACUGUUUUGGACUAUUUCCUCGUCAUGUAUAGAAAAAAAAUCACCCUUUCAUCCCUGAUUGAUUGCCACUAAUAAACUGCUGUGUUUAAAUAUGUCCCACCAGAUGUUAUAUGAGCACAGCACCACCAUCAUUGUAGUUUUUACAAAAAUUUCACACUUUGCCACCAUUUUCCUGAAAUUAUGUCAACGAACUGAAGUAGUGGCUAUGUUGUUUCUAAAAUAUCACUUUUAGAUACUAGUAGUAUUAAAUUACAUUAAAACCAAGUCACCUCUCCCUGUCCUGUAAGCACACUGUCCUUCCACAAGGUGGGGCUCUGACCACAGUUACUCCUCUGCCUCCAUGUGCAACCCUGCUGGAGAAAUUAACCUGAGCCCUCAGCAGCUCAUUCUCAUUUUCCUGAGGAGUCAGGGGGCUCGUAAAAAUAAAUGAUCUGCUGCUGCUUUGUGCGUCCUAAAGGAGCUUAUCGCAGAGUGUUUGUUACAAAGCGAGGAGGGACAAAGCCUUGGCAGUGACAACAGAAAGAGAUGCAAGGAGGCAGAGGGAGUUCAAUGCGAAGGGGGGGCAUGAUACAUGCACUGAAAAACACGCUUAAAUGCACUCAUGUUUGUGCAAAGAGAUAAAAUAUUGGAUCAAUACUGUUAUGGCAUCACAGUGAAGGCUCAGUUUCAUUCAGGGAAUCCCCCACUCAUCGCUAUCACCCCCCCAUCACCACCACAGGUCACAGUGCAGUGUAGCAGUGGCUCGAGGAAAUGAGGAAGACGCUAAUGCACCAGUCUAAUGAUGAGGAAAAUCAAUAGGAGCAGAUCAAAGGGGGGAAAAAACACGGACGGUCGUGAUUAAACAUUUAAGCAUCCAGCCUACAAUCAUCGUGACUAAUGCAGUCUUACAGACUGAGGCAAGUAAACAAGGAGGCUAAAAAGUGUGCUUUCAUACAGGACUCAUUAGAGACUGUAUGCGAUUUACCUCUUUCCAGAUCCAGUAAAAUAUUUUAUUCAUCUUCACACCUGAAUCUCCACAGUGCUGCUUAGAAAAUUGACUCAGAAAGAGUUUGAUUUAUGAUGUCGGGCGCAGGAGCGCGCUGCCCCAGGACCGAAACGCGACGGGGCUACAGUAAAUUCUGCAUAGCAGCACAAUCCGCUGCUGGCUUUCCUCCACAAACCGCUGGUGCUGAUGGUGAGAAGACGAGAAGAAGGGAGGAGGAGGAGGAGGAGGAGGAGGAGAGGGGGCUCCGUACCAGACUGCCCUGCUCUAACAUGAGAUCCGUCAAGUUAGCCAGAGGAAGCCAAUUUCAUGCCGGAAGUAAGACGAUCGUGUGUUCAAAAUAAAACUCAUAAAUGUCAGCUUGUAGUAGAAAAGAAAUAAAUCAAGUUGAAUGAUUUUGUUUGUUUGGUCUUCACCCUUUGCUUUUACUCCUAAUUAUUUUUGUUUAUAUACAAGUACCUCAUGUAUUGUAUUCUGCUUCAAAAUGGAUUACUUCUUGUUUUAUUUUCAUAUAAAUGCAUUCAAAUGCUUUUAUUCAGAUAAAGAUACAUUUCUUCCCUGCUCAUACAGAUGUCUCUGGGAGUUAUUGGGGUUCAGUGUCUUGCUUGAGUGCACUUUGGCAUGUGGAUAGAAGGAGGAGGAGUUUGAGCCAGCAACUCUGCAACUACCAGCCAAAUGUGCUCCUCCGUCUGAGCUACGUGCGCAGUAGCUAUGCAGGCUGUACAGGCAGCAUGAAUAAUGAUUAUUCAUAAUUGUAUUCAUAAUGUUUUGUCGUUUUCCACAUGUUGCCUUGUAAAACUAGCCUGAACAUGUUUACAACUUUGGGGUAGGCUGCUGAGCACAUGUACA